UAAUAAUAAUUAUUGUAAACGUCAAUCAAUCCUGAUUUUUGUUCUAUACUAACAUACCAAAUCUCGUUUUUUAUCUGAAAAAAUAAAAAAGCUAUAGGGGGUGAGGCACUUUUGAGAAACACCCGGUGUAGAAGAAAUAAAUAUCUAUUGUUCAGAGUACCCUUCAGUAUAUCAGUUUAAAAAAAGAUCAUUAUACUUGCAAAUGUUGUUUUUCAUAGCUUCAUGUCAUCUUUUAUCCUUUUCAAAACCAAAUCAGUACCACAAAGUGUAAGUAUAAAAAAAUAACAUGUAAGUUUUUUUUUCAUAACAAUUGUAUCCAUAUUAUAUCUAAACUAUUGCUGAUUUUAAUUUUCUCUAAGCCUUUGCUUUGUGUCUAUGAUGGAUCCAACACAAGAAAAAUAUUUAGAGGAAAAAUGUUUACUGGUAGAUAACCAGGAUAAUGUAGUAGGUGAAGCAACUAAAAGACAGUGUCAUCUAGUGAGUGAAAAUGGAGAUAUUCUACUGCACAGGGCAUUCAGUGUUUUUCUGUUCAACAGCAAAGGAGAAUUGCUGAUUCAAAAAAGAUCCCAUACGAAAAUUACUUACCCCAACAAAUAUACCAAUUCAUGUUGCAGUCACCCCUUAGCAGACAUCGCAGAAGAAAUAGAAUCUAAAGAUAUUGUAGGAAUAAAAAAAGCAGCCUUAAGAAAACUCAAUCAUGAGCUAGGAAUAGAACCAGAUAAACUCUCACUAGAUGACCUCAUCUACGUCACUAGAAUUCACUACAAAGACUCAGGAGAUGGUACUUUUGGCGAACACGAAAUUGACUACAUCAUUUUCAUCAAGAAGGAUCUGGAUGUCAAACCAAAUCCUAAUGAGGUGUCAGAUGCGAUAUACGUCAGUUUGAACAGAUUCGAUCAGUUUUUGAGUGAAGUUGGCGAUGAUGAGUUGACUCCUUGGUUCAAGAUGAUUUUUAAAAAGAAAUUGUUGGCUUUGUGGUGGAAAAACUUGGAUUACAUUGAUAAAUAUAUGGAUCAUAAGAAUAUACUUAAGUUAGAUAUGAACGACAAUUUAUAAUAUUCUUAAAUAAAUCAGUUUCGCAAACUUCAGAUAUCCCUAACAGACUAUAAAACUUUUAAACGCGGAUUGCUUCAUUCAAAACAAAAUUUAAAAAUUAAAGCUUAGAAUAAUAUAGAACUGGAACCUGGAUGUAGGUUUAUAAAGCUUGAUGUAACUCCGGACCCGACUCUUUUAAAAUACUGGAUCUACCCAUCUCCACCACCUAAGUAUAUUAAAUCUAUGUCGCACGAUAUAUUUUUAGCUUUAUAGCUUCACGCAAGCCAUAUCUCCUCUUCUUUUACUAUUAUGUUUAUCUACCGAUUUCAGCCCCGGAUCUAAGGGGGGGCAAACCGGGGCGCCUGCCCCGGGCCCCAGUGUCAGGAGGCGCCAAAAUCAUAAUAUAAUAUGGUUGAAAAUCAAAAAAAUUACUCCACAAAGCGCCUAGUAUGCACCUUACGUUCUUCUAUCAAGUAUUCAUUUAAUUUUAAAACGUCCAGUUAGUCUAAACUGUCCCGUUUACGAAAAAUGCCUAAAAUAUAUAU
Messenger RNA from Sitophilus oryzae (rice weevil), 1580 nucleotides. Its product is annotated as isopentenyl-diphosphate Delta-isomerase 1-like. The record is from RefSeq and is a predicted model, not a curated record. Gene Ontology annotation, biological process: isopentenyl diphosphate biosynthetic process; isoprenoid biosynthetic process. Gene Ontology annotation, cellular component: cytoplasm. The transcript has 2 exons. NCBI's taxonomy places the organism in Eukaryota, Metazoa, Arthropoda, Insecta, Coleoptera, Curculionidae. Bases 376 to 1056 code for a protein of 226 amino acids. Gene Ontology annotation, molecular function: isopentenyl-diphosphate delta-isomerase activity.